This is a messenger RNA of Microthlaspi erraticum, 387 nucleotides long. The record is from the annotation of a GenBank genome assembly. Lineage: Eukaryota; Viridiplantae; Streptophyta; Magnoliopsida; Brassicales; Brassicaceae.
AUGGUUACGAUGAUCAAAAGAAAGUUGCUGAAGUCUACCACUUUAGCUCUGACUCAUGGAGGGUUCUUGAUCUCAGCCCCGUCAGCCCCGUCCUCCUUGAGGAACUGUAUGGUUAUGAGACUAACUAAUGGUUUACCGGAUGGUUUUCCGAAUCAACGUGGACCUAUGAGCUUUUUCAUUGACGAGGAGAAGAAAGUCGCUCUGCUUUUCUACUUAGAAACACAUACUACACAAACCAAGUCCUAUAACGACCAAAUGGUUUACAUCUUUGGAGAAGAUGGAUACUUGAGAUCUGUCAACAUGGGACCAGUUCCAGUUCCCCGGUGGGAUCUUCACCAACUUGUGGGCUCUUCAUAUGUUCCAAGUUUAGUGCAGCUCCAAGUUUAA